Molecule: messenger RNA, 1127 nt
Organism: Schistosoma curassoni
Lineage: Eukaryota; Metazoa; Platyhelminthes; Trematoda; Strigeidida; Schistosomatidae
Source: the annotation of a GenBank genome assembly
AUGAAUAUUCCAUCUAGUUGUCCAAAUAAUAAUCAAAUUCAAACAUCCCAUAAAAGAUGGAUAUAUGAAAAUAAUAAUAAUCAUUAUCAAACAACUCUAUCUCCAAUACAAUCCACCACAAGUUAUACUACUUAUCAUCAUAUGCCUAAUUCUAAACAAUAUACUAAAUAUCCUAAUUAUAGAACUUAUCUAUCAUCUAAAUCAUUCCUACUAGAUGAUCAUUAUGAAUAUGAUCAAAUGAAAUCAAACUAUCAUCAAAACAAUCAUCGUUAUCCUCGUCAAAUCAAUAUAAAUAAUAAUGAUAAUCAAUAUUAUUCAGAACAAUCAAAACAAUCAAUGGAAUAUUUUAAUCAUUAUCAUUUAAAAAAUUUACAUAUACCAUUUACUCCAACACAACGUAAAUUAUUAUUAACCAAAGAGGAUUGUUUAUUAUUACCACCAGGAGGUUGUGACAAUUGGAUAGAUCCUUCAACGAAUUUACAACGUUUAAAAGCUUCUAAUUAUAAAGAAUAUUUAAAAUUAAAUCUUGGCUGUCCAAAAGAUAUCCCUGAAAUAUGUAAUGAAAUGUUUCCUACAUUAUAUACAAGAAGUAAAUGGAUUAAAUCUAAUUUUACUGUGUCUGCUAUAAUACGUAUAUCUGGUACAUUAUGGUGGUUUGGUAAAAAUGAUCAUUAUCAACCAUUAUUUCGUUUUCAUAUAUUAAAAACAUUUGAUUCAGAUAUACAUCCAUAUGAUGAAAAAAUGAUCUUAACUUAUUCAUGGCCAUUACAAUGUAUUUGUAUAGAUGAAAUUAUAAUUGGUAAAAAAUAUUUAAUGUUAACUCAUUCAUUUAAAUCAAGACAAACAUUGCAUAUUACAAAGAAUACUGUAUUUCUAUCACGUGUAAGACGUUAUACAAGAAAAUUGGCGUGUUGGAAAGGUGCAUGCACUAUAAGAUCUAGUCGUAAUCGUAAACGAAGUUUUUAUAUACAAUCAAAUAGUAAAUUACUAAAUCAUAAUGAUAGAAAAUUAAAAUAAAAUUUAAAAGAAAAAGAAAAAAAACAAAUAAAUAAAGGAAUCAAACCCCACCUCCACCUUCACACCCACCCCCAUCAACAUUUUUAUUGAAAACACUUAUAGUAACCAAG